UAUAACCGUUUGUUUCCUAUGCCUACGACUCGGAACAAGCUGAGCUCUUUCUUCUCCAUUGCAAUGGCUUCUCCCUAUUUCUCCCACCUCCCUUCUCCCGAUGAUUCAGACAUCGACGCCAUCAUCUCGGAAGCCACCGAUCUCUGUGUGCUCGAACAGAUCGCCGCCCUCAACACCGCCCAUCUCUCCGAUUCCCUCCUCCCCACUGACCUCGAGUCCCGCUUUAGAAAGCUCAAAACUUUUCCAGGAGCCGAUCACCGGCCACAAAAUCCUUCACAUUGUUCCGUUCAAGAGAAGGAGAACAUACCCACUUCCUCAAUCCAAUCUGAGAACUUCGAGGAAUCAGGAGAAUCCAAAUCAGAGAUUAUCUCAACUGCAAGCCCAAAACCAGAGAGAUUGAAGGAUUAUAAGAAGGAGCUACGAGAUGAGGUUGGAGCAUCACCUUCGGUGGAGAGAAGAUCUCCUUCGCCUACACGUGUGAUUUGCUGUUUUGGGUGCUCGCCGAAGAAGAUGGUGCAGAGGAGGAAAGGGAAACAAUGUGAAGAGAUCUUCUUGGAUUUUGGAGUCUCUUCGAUGAAAGAACAGAGGAGAAAGCUGGAGAAGGUGUUAAAGGAGCAGGAGAGGGCUAGCAGGGAGGUGGAGAAGAUGGUGGAGGUCAUGGAAGAGGCAGCUGCGAGGAUGAAUGCAGAAGCCUUGGAUGAGCUAAUGAGUGGAGAUGGAGACAUAGAGUUCAAGUAGAAUGCCAUGGUAUUUUGACAGUUCAACGUUCUUCUCCACAUAUUAUAAAAGACCUCCUUGCUUUUCUGUUUAUAAGUUAAUAUGUUCAUUUUUUCCUCUGUGCAUGCCAAAUGUUUGCCGAAAUGUCUCUUUGUGUUCUUUAUUCAGUAUGAGAUAUUUACUAACGCGUAUUGUAAAUCGUUUUCACGUAUACUGAAACUACGAGUCAUAUGAAGCAAAUCUUUCUGUAAUUGAGUUGCAUUGUUAGUGCUUAAAUAAUGA
Dendrobium catenatum is the source of this 999-nucleotide messenger RNA. RefSeq lists its product as uncharacterized. Bases 19 to 738 code for a protein of 239 amino acids. The transcript has a single exon. NCBI's taxonomy places the organism in Eukaryota, Viridiplantae, Streptophyta, Magnoliopsida, Asparagales, Orchidaceae. The record is from RefSeq and is a predicted model, not a curated record.